UGAGUAAGCACGUGAUAAACUUAGCAAAAAAGGCGGCAACGACCAAGGUACCAACGGUUAAUUGGAUGACAAUGUUUCACAUGCGAACAACGCCCAUCUCUCCACCCGCCGCGGACGCGCAAUUACCAUCGCUCAAUGGGGAGCCAAGAUGAAGAAGACACUGCUACUCUGCUUCAUCCACGGCUUCAAGGGGGGUGAUGACACCUUUGGCCGGCCGAGCGACGGCUUCACCGAGCAGCUACGCCAGCUGGUGGCCGCGCAGCUGCCCAAGAUCGAUGUUCGCGUCGUCAUUUACCCAAAGUACGAUACGCGCGGCGAUCUGGCCGAGUGCGUCGCCCGUUUCCGCGACUGGCUGCUGGAGAAGGUCAUCGACAUCGAGGUCGACGCCGGCACGCCCUCGCCCACUGUCGACCCCUCGGUCCGUACCGUGCUGAUCGGCCACAGCAUGGGCGGCAUCGUCGCCGCCGAGACAAUCAUGGCCCUGACCAGCGAGAAGCCCAUUCCGGCGCCCGGUAGCGCAGAUGAUCAGGCCUUUGACGCCGAGGCCGCCGCUGCUGCUGCCGCCAAGAGGCCCACGUCGCCGUCGCUCACCUCGCUAAUGUUUCCCUACAUCCAGGGCUUGCUGGCAUUUGACACACCUUUCCUGGGCAUAUCGCCUGGGGUUGUCGCGCACGGCGCAGAAGGUCAUUACAACCAGGCGUCUGCUGUGUUGGGCCAGAUAAGUGGGCUUUCAGGUGCGCUAUGGGGAGGCGGUGCGGCCGCUGCGGCUGGGGACAAGGCGCGCAGCGCAGACGGCAAGAGGCAGGCGGAGGCGCUGCCGAUGGCUGCACCUCCCGCGACGGCCUCACAGGACAAGAAUCAGAAGGGGAACGACGGUGGCGCAUGGGGCCAGUGGGGCAAGAUGGCCAUGAUCGCAGGCGCGGGGGCGGCCAUCGCCGCCGGAGGAGCUGCCGCUUACAUGAAACGUGAGCAGAUCAGCGAAGGCUGGUCCUGGGCGUCAUCGCAUCUUGCCUUUGUGGGAUGCCUGGCACGGGGUGAGGAGCUGCGACGGCGCGUGGCGUACAUGUCCCGGACCAAGAGCGACCUGGGUAUUGGUUUCGCCAACUUAUACACUCGCCUCGGGAAAGCCGCAGCACCAAAGCAAGUGUCCAUGGUUGGUACAGUGCUGGGAAACCAGAGAACGUUCUGCAAUCUACCCACCAAGUCGUCGGCGAAUGCAGGCGAAUGGCGGGAGGCUAUCAACGACAUGGCCACCGAUGAGACUUUGGCUCAUACGUCAAUGUUUGAAAAGCCUCAGAACCCUGGAUUUGAAAAGCUCAAGACAGAUGCGGCUGAGCUCAUUACUUCUUGGGCAAAGAACGACUGGUAUGAGUCUAGCGCAGAGGAGCCCGCCAAGAUAGAAUUAUAGUAGGUGUUGGGCACACUCGUCAGUGUCAAAGAGUCGCAUGACAUUCCUUAUGCUACAAUCGCUCUACAACCAACCCUAAAGGAAAUAGCUUUUUGUCUAGGAUGUAUACUUUUAGAUACCAUAAAUGCACCCGCCUAUGUUGUCCCUGUGGACAUUCUAUAUCCCCCGCAAUUCACCUUGCAUCGUUGCUCAUUUGUUCCUACAUCCGUCUAGUUGGCCUUCUCGUGGUUCUUGGCCU
Messenger RNA from Pyricularia oryzae 70-15, 1646 nucleotides. RefSeq lists its product as uncharacterized. NCBI's taxonomy places the organism in Eukaryota, Fungi, Ascomycota, Sordariomycetes, Magnaporthales, Pyriculariaceae. The record is from RefSeq and is a predicted model, not a curated record. The transcript is spliced from 2 exons. The coding region runs from base 149 to 1408 and encodes 419 amino acids.